AGCUUAGUAUGGCUCAAAGUCUUUAACAUUGAGAUAGGGAAGGCUCGGCAUGCUCGUAGGCCGGGGGCUGACCUGCAGCCGCCGAGCCAUGGCCAGAUCAUGUGCUGGCCUAGCCGCAUCGAAGGAGGCGAUGGACAAGGCUGAGGAGAUGAUUGCUCGGACCAGCUCUUUGUUUAUCGACAACAAGUACGUGGAGGCGGAAGGUGGGCAUCGCCUGCCUGUUCUAUCACCCGCAGAUGGCAAGCCCUUUGCCAGCGUCGCACAUGCAUCAGCCCAAGAUGUAGAUCGCGCAGUUCGAUCUUCGAGGCGAUGUUUUGACAGCGAUGGCUGGCCUCAGCUGGAUCCGGAGGCUAGAGCUACGAUCCUAAAGCGGGUCGCGGCAUCUCUGAGAACCGCAGAGGUUUGUGAUGCCCUGUGCGUGAUAGAAAGCCGAGACUGCGGCAAGCCGUUUGCAGAAAGUCAAGGGGAUAUGGGCGUUUGUGCUGACACCUUUGACUAUUAUGCUGAGGUCACGCCGCAUGAGAUGAAGGCCAAGGCGAUAGCUCUGAGAGAUGGAGAUGCAGCUGAUUUUGCUGCCAGGACAGAGAUUGAGCCUCUUGGCGUGGUGGGGUGCAUCACACCCUGGAACUUUCCACUGAUGCAAGCAGUUCUCAAGGUUGCUCCCGCUCUUGCUGCUGGCUGUGCCGUCAUCUUGAAGCCAUCUCCCCUGGCCUCUCUCACUUGUUGUGCACUGGGCGAGCUAGUAGCAGCAGCGGGUGCCCCACCAGGAGCUUUGAACGUCAUCACGGGAGGUCCACCCGAAGCCCUUGAGGGUGGAGGAAGCACUGGGCAGUACCUCAUCGACCAUGCUUCCCUAGACAAGGUGUCGUUUACCGGCAGCGGUAUGGCUGGACAGAAGAUGCUGGAGGCUUCCGCGUCCAAAUUGCGCCCUACAUGCUUGGAGCUUGGCGGGAAAUCCGCCUUCGUCAUCUUUGAGGACGCAGGGGAAUAUUUGGAUGCUGUUGUGGACUGGGUCCUGGUUGGCAUUUUCCAAUGCACUGGCCAAGUGUGCUCUGCAACCAGCCGUGUGCUGAUUCAUGAGAGUCUCGAGAGCAAGUUGGUGGAGCGAUUGGUUGAUGCCAUCAGGAAGAUCAAAGUGGGCCAUCCCUUGGCCCAAGACACGCUGAUGGGCCCCCUGGUGUCGGAGGGCCAAAAGCAGAAGGUGGUGAACAUGAUCGAGCAGGCUGAAGCUGGUGGGGGUAAGAGGCAUUCGGUUUCCUUGGAGCUAUCCUCGGAUUUGCAGCAAGGCUACUAUGUGCCACCCACCAUCUUAUCCAGCUUGCCCGAAGGCUCUUCGGCAUGGAAGCAGGAAAUCUUCGGCCCAGUGCUUGCAAUCAGGUCCUUCCGAACAGAGGAGGAGGCUGUGCAGCUGGCGAACGACACUCCGUAUGGACUUGCCAAUGCAGUUUACUCAGUGGACCCAGCUCGCCGAGCUCGCGUAGUUUCGCGACUCAAAUCUGGGAUCGUUUGGGAGAAUUGCUCGCAGGUCUUAUUUCCAUCCACACCUUUCGGCGGACGACAGGGCAAAGCCAGCGGCUUUGGCUUCGAGCAGGGCUUGGCAGGAUUGAAGGAGUUUGUGUGCGAGAAGACUGUGGUGGGAACCAGCAGGCCGAGCUUCAGCUGGGAAGUUUACAAAGGCUGAAGACGCGCGGUUCCGCUCUUGUUG
Effrenium voratum is the source of this 1705-nucleotide messenger RNA. The record is from the annotation of a GenBank genome assembly. NCBI's taxonomy places the organism in Eukaryota, Dinophyceae, Suessiales, Symbiodiniaceae.